AUGCCCAAGUUAUUUGCCAUGCUGCGAGCGUCCUGUCCGAAUAUACUGAGCCAUGCGUUUAUAUUGGCUGACUUUAUGCGCGGUCCUUCCGUCACAUUAACUGACGAAUUACCCGGGGUACAACGGUUCACCAUCGCGGGAGUCUCGCGCUGCGGUGCUUCCUUGCAAGAACUGCAUCUCAUUGGAUUCAGCAAAUUUGCCGACAGCGUCUUUGCGUCUGCAUUGUCGAGUUUAUCCUCUUUGCGAGUUCUGAAUCUACGAGGAUGUUCAAAAGUCGCCGCGAAGACGAUAGAAGCAGCGCAGAAGUCAUGUCCCAUGUUGACCUCGCUCAAUCUGAGCUACACGGCAGUGACGCCCGUCUCGCUCGCACCGCUCGCGCUGUCCAGAGCAGACCUGGAAGUUCUAAAGCUGGCAGGGAUCCCCAACUGGACGGACGCGACGUUCGCCAAGUUCCUCUCGGUCAUGGAAGAACGCCCCGACUUCCAGCUGAAGAAGCUGCGCACGCUCAAGCUGCGCCAAACAAGACUAUCCGACCACUCGCUCGACCCCGUCCUCGCCGCGUGCCCGAACCUCAGGCGGCUGGACGUCUCGUUCACGCUGAUACGCCGGCCGAGCCAGCUCACGGGCGACGCGGCGCCGCCGCUCGAAAAGCUCUCUCUCACUUCCACGAGAGUCGCGAACUCGGAUGUUGUGACUAUCGUCUCCCGCCUCCCGCAGCUGAAGGUGUUGGCGCUGGGAGCACUGGGCGGUGGCCAAGGCUCGAGCGUCGCGCUCGCGAACUCGUCGGCUAUGACGUUGACCGACGAUACCCUCCGCUCCCUAACGAGUAUACUUGAAGACUACAAGAAUAUUGAAGACGUGAACCUGGUGGGCAACACGAAGCUCGGGCUAGGCGGCAAGGUGGAUCGCGCCCUUGCUGGAUUCGUGCGGCGAGUCGGGAGGAGAUGCAAAAGACUAAACCUCGCAAAUAUCACGUCCCUGCGCUCCAGCGACCUCAGCGACCUGGUGCCUUGGGAGGAGGGCGAAGAGCCCUCGCCCUUGGAAACGUUAAUCUUAAAUAACACCAACAUAGACGAUGACGCCGCCAUGUAUAUCAGGAGCUGUUCAUCCCUCACAAUCUUGGAGCUGCAAGGGACGAAGUUCACAAGUGAAGGGCUGUUCCAGAUUAUCGAUCAUUGCCCAAAGUUGCAGAAACUGGAUCUCACGAGCUGUCGCGGGAUAAGUGUGACGGAUCGCCGGCGUUUCUUCGAGGUCUGGCAAGACCAGCGGAAAGAAAGGGAGUAAUUUA
Molecule: messenger RNA, 1288 nt
Organism: Gloeophyllum trabeum ATCC 11539
Lineage: Eukaryota; Fungi; Basidiomycota; Agaricomycetes; Gloeophyllales; Gloeophyllaceae
Product: RNI-like protein
Exons: 7
Coding region: 1-1284 (427 amino acids)
Biological process (GO): SCF-dependent proteasomal ubiquitin-dependent protein catabolic process
Cellular component (GO): SCF ubiquitin ligase complex
Molecular function (GO): protein binding
Source: RefSeq, a predicted model, not a curated record